Drosophila novamexicana is the source of this 2709-nucleotide messenger RNA. RefSeq names its product UDP-glucuronosyltransferase 2B15-like. Lineage: Eukaryota; Metazoa; Arthropoda; Insecta; Diptera; Drosophilidae. The transcript has 3 exons. Gene Ontology annotation, molecular function: UDP-glycosyltransferase activity. The record is from RefSeq and is a predicted model, not a curated record. Bases 61 to 1707 code for a protein of 548 amino acids.
CGGAGUGCAGCGGUCGGCCGAAGAUAGGAAAAUAGGCGUAGUGCAAACUGUGAACUAAAAAUGCUACCAAAGAUUGCCUUGAAACUCCUUCUGCUGGCCCUUGUGGCGCUGCAGCUUUUGGAGAUUGGCGCUGGAUACCGGAUACUGGCUCCCAUCUUCUUUCUCGGCGAGAGUCACUUCAUGAUGAUAAACUCCAUUAUCAAAGAACUGGUGCAGCGUGGACACGAGGUGACCUUCGUCACGCCUUUCUCAUUGGCCAAGGAGAACUUGGGUUCCAAUUAUACGGAGGUCCUAAUUCCACAAUACAACAUUUGGAGCGCAGGCAAGUCUAUUGAAGUAAACAAGAGCUUAAACAGCUUUUGUCUGUCACUUGCAGUUAUGAAUAUGAACAAAGCCAAGGCAGCGGUUGACAUGAGAGACUUGGACACGGUUACAUUCCUCAGGAUGGCCCAUGUCAUCGGCUUGGGUAGCACGGACUUUGCGUUCGAGCAGAAGGAAGUGCUGAAUUUGAUCAAUGCCAAAGACAAGUUGGGCAAAUAUGAUUUGCUUCUCACGGAGCAGUUCUUUAAUGAGGGCGCCCUCUUCCUGGGCUAUCUGUAUCAAAUACCUAUUAUUACCAUAACAUCCUUUGGCUUCUCCAACUAUUUCUCUUCCUUGACGGGCAUUAUAAAUCCCUGGUCAUACGUAGCUCACGGCUGGAAGCCCUACAGAGAUCGCAUGUCCUUUUUCGAACGAGUUGACAACGUUUACAGUUCGCUUGUAGAGGACGCGUUGCGCACCUUCUGGUACGAUCCGGCACUUAAUGAUAUUUUACAGAAACACUUCUCCAAUCAUUUCAAGGAGCUGCCAACCAUUAAGCAACUGGAGCGUAACAUCUCAGCCAUCCUUCUGAACACCUAUUUGCCUUUGGAGCCGCCUAGGCCCGUUUCAUUCAAUAUGGUUUCAGUGGGUGGCCUUCACAUUAGGUCAGCGAAACCCUUGCCCACAAACAUGCAAAAGUUUUUGGGUCAGGCUAACCAUGGAGCAAUUUAUGUUAGCCUAGGUUGCCAAGUGCCCAGCGCAGCAUUUCCGCCUGAAAAGCUAAUCAUGUUUCUCGGUGUGUUUGGAAGCCUGAAGCAACGCGUCCUGUGGCAAUUCGAAUAUGACAAGUUACCCAAUCUGCCAGCUAAUGUGAUGGUCCAAAAGUCGAUGCCCCAUACCGAUAUACUUGCUCAUCCUAAUGUCAAGGUUUUCAUCUUCCACGGUGGACUUUUCGGCUUUCAGGAGGCGGUGCAUUACGGCGUUCCCGUAUUGGGCAUGCCCGCCUUCCCCGACCAGCACUUGAAUGUUAAGAAGGGCAUAGCUGCUGGUUAUGCCCUUGAAGUCAACUAUCUCACAGUUACAAAGGAGGAGCUGCAGUCUUCUCUUACAGAGCUGCUGGAGAAUCCUAAGUACAGGGAUAACAUGAGGCGUGCCUCGCGCAUCUUCCGCGAUCGACCGCUGAGUGCGAUGGAUACGGCCAUGUUCUGGAUCGAUUAUGUAAUUAAACACCGUGGAGCACCGCAUAUGGUAUCUGCGGGUCUGGACCUGGCUUGGUAUCAGUUUUACCUGUUGGACAUCAUUGGCAUUGCCUUGGCAAUUAUACUGUUGCCCAUUUUGGGUUUGCUCCUCAUUUGUCGCAAUUAUAACUCUGCGAAGAAGCCCAAAUCAAAGGCAAAGCAAAACUAACAAAGUCCUAAUUUAUGUCGAUAACUCAUAAUGAUAAGCAAUAUUGUGUUAAUAAGUUUGAAUACAUUUUUUAAAUGUUUUUAAAUUCGAAACGUUGGUGUUUUCAGUCGGUUAACAUUCUGCCUCACACUCCCCUUUUCUCCUUCUCUUAUUUCCUCUUCUUAGACUCUAAAACUAGACACAAACUAAACUAGAGACAAACACUAUUUGCAUGAUAAAUAGUUUAUAAUAGAAGAAUUGAUACGAGAAAAUGAAGACUUCUCACAAAAUACCCUGUGAUGAAUAAGGGAGGUAUCCAAAAAGUAUCCAGCGCAGACAUUUCGCCCGAAAUGCUCAGGAUAUUCUUUAAUUUGUUUAAGUGGAUGCCCCUCCUCCUUGGUCAUUCAAAUGUCAAGGUUUUCAUUUCCCACUGUGGUCUCUUCGGGACUCCGUUCCCAUGCUCGGCAUGCCCGCCUAUGCCGACCAGUAAUUGAAUAUUAAGAAGGGUACAAUAUCUGGCUACACCCGGGCGUGGACUACUGUACGUUUACGGAGGAGGCACUACGCUAUUCCCUCAAAGAGCUGCUGGAGAAUCCUAAGUGCUGGGCAAACAUGAAAAGUGCCUAACGCAUCUUUCGCGAUCGUCCGCUGAGUGCGCUGGAUACGUCCAUGUUCUGGAUCGACUAUCUCAUUGAACACCGUGGAGCACCGCAUAUGAUAUCUGCGGGUCUGGACCUGGCCUGGUAUCAACUUUAACUGCUGGACAUCCUUGACAUUGCCUUGGCAAUAGUUGUGUUGCCCGUUUUGGGUCUGCUCCUAGUCUGUCGCAAUUUCAACUCUGCGAAUAAGCCUAAAACAAAGUCGAAACGAAGCUAGGAAAUUCUAGAUUUUUUUGUAACUCAAAACGUUUUAUUGAUAAUCAAAAGUGUGCCACAAAUAUAAUGUUAAGUUGUUUGAAUAAAUUUAUAGUUGUUUUCUUAGAGUUUUUAAUACAAUUUUGAGUGUUCAGUAAACAUAGACAAA